AUGGAAAAUGGAACUCUCUUUUAUUUCUCCAUGUUUGAAAAUAUGGGGGAGGUACGAUUUCUUUUUUUCAGUUUGGGAUUUAUUGUAUACUUCUUAAUUGUAUUCUUUAAUGUAGCCAUAAUUUUCAUAAUAGUUCUGGAAACUGCACUGCAUCAGCCUAUGUACAUUCUGAUUUCAUGUUUGUCACUCAAUUCACUUUAUGGUACUGCUGGCUUGUUUCCAAGAUUACUAACUGAUUUAUUAUCAUACACACACACAAUCUCUCGCCAUGCAUGUCAUGUACAGGCUUUUGUCAUUUACACUUAUGCAUCAAACGAAUACACAAUCUUAACUUUAAUGGCAUAUGAUAGAUUUGUUGCUAUUAGUAAACCCUUACAAUACCACAGUAUUAUUACACCUAAGAAUCUUGCUGUUAUGAUUGCUCUGGCAUGGAUUUGUCCAAUGUUUUCAAUUGGUAUUGGAUUCAUUUUGACUGCUAGACUUAAACUGUGUGGGCAUGACUUAACAAAACUGUACUGCAGCAACUGGGUAAUAGUAAGACUCUCCUGUACUGAUACUUCGUUAAAUAAUAUUUUUGGGUUUAUAGUGCUCAUAACAACAGUUUUCAUUCCUUUGAGUUUUAUUUUGUUUUCCUAUGUUAAAAUUCUUAUAAUUUGUCAAAGAAACUCAUCAGAAUUCAGAAGAAAAGCUUAUCACACUUGCCUUCCUCACAUAGUGACCUUUGUAAAUUAUUCAAUAACCAUUUUGUGUGAGAUCACAUUCAGCCGCUACGAAGAUGGUUUUUUCCCUCAAGCAAUCGCUGUUAUUUUAUCUUUGGAGUUUUUGACCAUACCCCCACUAUUAAAUCCACUAGUUUAUGGCCUAAAAUUUCCAGAUAUUCACAGAAAAAUUCAACACAUUCUGAAAACAUCCAAAAGAAUUUAUUCUAGCUAA
Molecule: messenger RNA, 933 nt
Organism: Colossoma macropomum (tambaqui)
Lineage: Eukaryota; Metazoa; Chordata; Actinopteri; Characiformes; Serrasalmidae
Product: putative gustatory receptor clone PTE03
Exons: 1
Coding region: 1-933 (310 amino acids)
Biological process (GO): G protein-coupled receptor signaling pathway
Cellular component (GO): membrane
Molecular function (GO): olfactory receptor activity; G protein-coupled receptor activity
Source: RefSeq, a predicted model, not a curated record